CUCUCUCUCUCUCUCUGAGAGCAAGUGAUGAUCUGCUUUUCUGCUGACUUUCUGCUGAUUGAACCCAUCAGAGAUUCUGCACUGGCCCAGAGGUAGUUAGGAUCCAUUAAAGCAGCUCUGCCAAUUUCAGGGUCACUGCAUUCUUUGGAGUAAUAAAUGCAAACUGGCUUUACAACAUUGAACUUGGUCUGGCAGAGAGACGUGCACUGCUGAUGCUACAUUCUUCAUAAUGAAGAUACAAGCAAGAAUACCUGUAUUAUCUCAACUCUCAUUUCCACGCACAAGGGAUUGCUGAGAUUACAAAACGUGCUGUCAUAGUGAGAAAAAACCCUCAAAAGAAACAUCUAAUUUCUUGACUAUGAAUUUAAAGGACGCCUUUGUUUGAUUGUCAUGAUCUGGAACCCACAGUUACUUUCCCAUGAUGAGUAAUAAAACGAGUUAUAUAUCAGCUAUGACAAGAUAUCCAAACUCAACCAGUACCCCUAGUAGCUCUGGUGAAGAUCCAACAGAGACGGAUCCAUAUAUUCCUGUAUACGUAAUCUUGCCAUUCGUGAUUGGGAUUUGUAUUGCAAUUGCAGUUUACUUCGGGUUGAGAAGAAAGAAAAAGGACUCGGUCAGUCUUGGUGAGAAGAAGAUGCCAAAUGGUAUUAUAGAAGAACAAGAACAGCAGACAGUGAUGCUUCUCAGUAGAUCCCCCACAGUUUCGAAGAAAUACUCUCCCAUUCCAGUACCAAGUUUGGAACAUGAAGUCAGGAAACGGUCAGCUGAUGAGGGCAAGCUAUUUCGGGAGGAGUUCAAUUCUUUACCAACUGGAAUUCCCGAAGCAUGUUGUGAAGCAGCAAACAGGGAAGAGAACAAAGUUAAAAAUCGAUAUCCCAACAUCCUACCAGGUGACAAUUCCAGAGUGGCUUUGACAUCUAUGGAUGGGAUAGCAGGCUCUGAUUACAUCAAUGCCUCAUAUGUUGAUGGUUAUAAAGUGAAGAAUAAAUUCAUAGCAGCUCAAGGCCCCAAACAAGAGACUGUUUCAGACUUCUGGAGAAUGAUCUGGGAACAGAAGUCGUCAACCAUUGUUAUGCUAACAAAUUUGAAAGAAAAAAAGGAGGAAAAGUGUUUUAAAUACUGGCCUGACCAGGGUUUAUGGUCAUAUGGAACAAUUCGUGUUUCAGUGGAAGACGUCACAGUGCUUGUGGAUUAUACCAUCCGCAAAUUCAGCAUACAGAAUGUACAGCAAACGGGUGGUCCCAAGGCCCCAAGAUUCAUCACACAACUGCACUUCACAAGCUGGCCUGAUUUUGGUGUACCAUUCGCACCCGUCGGUAUGCUCAAAUUUCUUAAGAAGGUCAAAACAGUCAAUCCUUCCUUUUCGGGACCCAUUGUUGUUCACUGCAGUGCUGGAGUCGGCAGAACAGGAACAUUUAUAGUUAUAGAUGCCAUGAUUGAUAUGAUGCAAGAAGAACAAAAAGUGGAUGUCUUUGGUUUCGUGUCAAGAAUUCGCAAACAGCGCUCACACCUAGUGCAGACUGAUAUGCAGUACUCCUUCAUUUACCAAGCUCUGCUUGAACAUUUCUUAUAUGGUGAUACAGAGCUGGAUGUAAGUUCUUUGGAGAAGCACAUACAGAAGCUGCACAGUAGAAGUGAUAACAGUGAUAUCACAGGCCUAGAGGAAGAAUUUAAUAAACUUACUACUGUGCGAAUAAGAAAGGAUCACAUGAGAACGGGGAAUAAGCCAAUAAACCUGAAAAAGGCCCGAGUUCUUCAGAUUAUUCCUUAUGAUUUUAACAGAGUCGUUCUUCCCAGGAAAAGAGGGCAAGAAUACUCAGAUUAUGUCAAUGCGUCAUACAUAGAUGGUUACAGGCAGAAGCAUUAUUUUAUUGCUACUCAAGGCCCUCUUUCUAUCACAGUGGAGGACUUCUGGAAAAUGAUUUGGGACAACAAAUCACACACCAUUGUAAUGCUCACAGAGCUUCGUGAAAGAGAACAGGAGAAGUGUUUCCAGUACUGGCCAUCAGAGAACACUGUGACCUUUGAAAACUACACAAUUGAACUGAAGACUGACAACGUGUCUGAUGCUUUCAGCGUGAGAGACUUCUUGCUCACAAACAUUUCUGAAGGCAGGAAGAACCGGCUCAUUCGGCAAUUCCACUUUCAUGACUGGCCUGAGAUCGGCAUUCCAGCUGAAGGGAGAGGAAUGAUCGACUUGAUAGCAGCCGUCCAGAAACAACAGCAGCAGACAGGCAAUCAACCCAUUAUCGUGCACUGCAGUGCUGGAGCUGGCAGGACAGGUACCUUUAUUGCACUGAGUAACAUUCUGGAGCGAGUGAAAGCUGAAGGCCUUUUAGAUGUUUUCCAGACUGUUAAGAGUUUACGUAUGCAACGACCUCACAUGGUGCAAACAGUGGAGCAGUAUGAUUUCUGCUACAAGGUGGUGCAAGAUUACCUUGACAUACACUCUGAUUAUGCCAACUUCAAAUAAAAACGUUUGCCUUACCGUUUUUUUUACCUUUUAAAUUGCUAGCUGACGGGCCAGUAAAGCAUCUUUUGUACAUUAAAUUAUCUCAAGAAUUUAUUUUAUAUUUUGCUAUGCACUUGUUGUCUUGAAGAAUAUUACUAAUAAGUCGAAGGUCUUUUUAUUGUCUUGUGUCUACGCUUUCGAAAUACCUUGGUUACAAUAAUAAGGGAGUAAUGGUGUGACUGUUCAGUCAGUCAACAUUUUGACGAAAGUAAUUUUUUAGUACCUUACCGCC
This is a messenger RNA of Callorhinchus milii (elephant shark), 2744 nucleotides long. RefSeq names its product protein tyrosine phosphatase receptor type Ea (gene ptprea). The record is from RefSeq and is a predicted model, not a curated record. The coding region runs from base 419 to 2473 and encodes 684 amino acids. Lineage: Eukaryota; Metazoa; Chordata; Chondrichthyes; Chimaeriformes; Callorhinchidae. Gene Ontology annotation, molecular function: protein tyrosine phosphatase activity. Gene Ontology annotation, biological process: protein dephosphorylation. The transcript has 21 exons.